Molecule: messenger RNA, 1087 nt
Organism: Amoebophrya sp. A25
Lineage: Eukaryota; Dinophyceae; Syndiniales; Amoebophryaceae
Source: the annotation of a GenBank genome assembly
GGAGUGACCGAGUUCAACAGUAUGAAAGUGUUUGGAGUUGACUGAUGGGCUAUUGCACAACUUAAAGAGGCGCUGUUGGAUUCGAUGGCUUUGAUUAAAUCCGACGGUGAUGGACAAAUCUGACCGCGGUCAUUUUUUUCUGUCUAAGGAUUUUAGCAAUCCAGAUGCGGCGGUCUAUGGGGUGUGCCAUUACCUUACUGCUGCUGAAUCUACUCAAACUAUCAUCUACCGUCAAAUAUCAUAACAGGCUACGCCUACGGGAAAUGUGGUAUAAAUAACUAAGUACAAGUUCAUCUCCAUCUGGCGCAUAUCGGUAGGUCUUGGCUAAACAUGUAAGCUCGCAUAAAUAGAUUCCCUGAAAAGCAGCAUGUAAGCUCGCUUAUACAGAUAGCUAUAAGGUUUAGGCUAGCGCUCAAGCCAGAAAGGCAAAGGGCGCAGCUCCUAAGUAGACAAGCAAACUCGAGCUAAAUCUGCUUUACAGAGUGGCGCGCUAAACAAGAUAAUGCGAAUUUUCCUGCUAUUGUAGUAGUUGUGGUUGUGAUGGUGUUACUUGGAGAACAAGUUGUGGUUGUAGUUGUGGUUGCCUGAAGAGGAAGAGGAGGGCUUCGUAUGAAGGUCCAGCUGUUCGCGAACUUUGGCGCGUUUUGUCUUCGGUUGAGCUUGAACUUGAUGAUGAAGAAGGCUUCACCUCGAAAAACCUUCUUACGGAGAGAGGUGCGCAGCUCCAGCUGAGAGAAGAGAAGCUAUACUAAAUGGAAAGAACAGCAGCAAAUAUAGAACACCUUAACCUUUGGAAACAAAAGGUAGGUUUGUGGCAAAAGGUAGGGAAUAACGUUUAACCGCUCGUAAGUCUCAAUUUCUAGCCAUUUAUAAGCUGUAGCUCCUGGCCAUUUACAAGCUUUAGCCCCUAGUCGUUAUACAUAACAGGCCCCUAGCCAUUAUAGGGAUUAGAUCACAACCACCACCAUUCAUGUAGAUAAGUAUAGAUAAGCCGUACACACAUAAGCGCCUGCAUUAAACAAGCUACCACAUAAAGCACCACUAAAUAACAAAGGGUUGAGUUUGUGGCUGCCUAUGUGGCCCAACA